GGGGACCAGGACAGAACGGCCACACUGCCUGGGGCUCCGCCGCGCGUUCGCGCUGCACCGAGCCGACUCCCAGGCGCCGCGGGCUCGAGGUCCCAGCCAAGGGAGAGGCCGACGUGUGUAAGUUGCCUUCUGGACAGUCCCAGCUGUGAUGCUGAAGAGCUCUGAGCCAGCGCUCGGCCGAGCCUCCGGCUAGGAUCCCGGGCAGAGACCGCCUCCGACCCGGCGCUGACAUUAUUCUGCACAGCUCAACGGCUACUCGCGUCUCCGCUGCCCUAGUUGUGGCCGCUCUGCUUCCCUAGGGACUGGGGUCGUGGCAGAGUGCCCACGCGCCGGGGAUCUGCACGCCUGGGGCCUGGACUCCCUUCAGAGACUCACACGGAGUGGUGAGUCCUGAGAAGGGCAAAGGAUGCUACCUACUGACUUCACCCCCGCUCCUUUCAUGUAUGUAACAUAUUGAGAGAGUCGUGAGGAACAACAAGGAGAAACUGCCAUGAUUUACCAAGACAAGAAGUAAUCCUCGGGCCUCACAAGAUGAUUCAGGAUGGAUCCUGAAGCUGCCCAGCUAGAGAAACGGCACGUACAUGAUGUGUAUGAGAGCACCGCCCCCUACUUCAGUGACCUGCAGAGCAAAGCCUGGCCACGAGUCCGCCAGUUCCUGCAGGACCAGAAACCAGGCAGCCUCAUCGCUGACAUUGGCUGUGGAACUGGAAAGUACCUUAAAGUCAAUAGCCAAGUCCAUACCCUGGGCUGUGACUACUGUGGGCCUCUGGUCGAGAUUGCCCGGAACAGAGGUGGCGAAGUCAUGAUAUGCGACAACCUUAAUCUCCCCUUUAGGGACCAGGGCUUUGAUGCCAUCAUCUCCAUAGGAGUCAUCCAUCAUUUUUCUACAAAACAAAGAAGAAUUAGAGCAAUAAAGGAAAUGGCCAGGGUCUUAGCUCCUGGAGGACAGCUGAUGAUUUACGUUUGGGCAAUGGAACAGAAGAAUCGACACUUUGAGAAGCAGGAUGUGCUUGUUCCGUGGAACAGUGCACUCUGUUCCCGGCUGCUCUCAGAAUCCCACCAGCCCUGGGGGCCUCCGUGUGGGCAUCCCAUGAGCCAAGACUACGAGGGUCCUGGCUCUGCGUGUGGCUGUGCAGUAUGUUUGAAGGGCAGGUGUGAUUCCAAGAGGUCCCACAGCAUGGACUGUGGGCCUGCGGUGGCCAGAACCUGCUGUGAAGAUAUUCCGAAGGAAGGCGAGGAAGAGAAUGGAUUGUAUAACAAUUUUGGAAAAUCCCUUCGCUCCUGGUUUUUCUCCAGGUCUUUGGAUGAAUCAACCCUGAAGAAGCAAAUUGAAAGAACAGGACCUGUGAAUAUCACACAGGGUUGGGCCAAUAGCACUGUGUCCCGUCAGCCUUCCAGACAACCCAGUUUAGACUUCCAUCCCCGGGACCCGUUGUCAACCAAAGGAUCAAACUUAGAUGAGGUGUUCGUAGACACAUGUUCUCAAAGACACUUGCGCUGGCUGGGACAAACGGGCACUUCGGAGACCUUCAGUGGCCACCAGGGAGGAGACAGCAGGAGGAAGGAGGGUGGCGAUUGUCUGGACACCACUAACACCAGAGACAGUCAGGCUGCAGGUAACGUCAGUGAUCCUUCUGCCAGAAAAACAUUAAGGAGAGUUUCUGCAUUCGACUCUACAGAUUCCCAAUCAGAAGACCCAAAUUACGCAGAGGAGCAGGAGGUGGCUCCGGAUUCCAGAGCCUUCAUGCGCUACUACCAUGUAUUCCGGGAAGGCGAGCUGUCUGGACUUCUGCAAGAGAGUGUGUCUGAGCUGCAGGUUCUAAGUGCUGGCAAUGACCACGGCAACUGGUGUAUCAUCGCAGAGAAAAGGGGGAGCUAGGAUUAAUUGCAUCACAUGGGGCAGGGGCUUCAGAGGUUGACCGUCAUCUGUCCACUGGGGCCGAUGUGGGCACCCAAAUCAGCAUCUUGUCUCAUUGUUUUCAAAUCCAGGUACAGGGUCUU
Arvicola amphibius (Eurasian water vole) is the source of this 2001-nucleotide messenger RNA. It is a transcript of the gene Trmt9b, whose product is annotated as tRNA methyltransferase 9B (putative). Gene Ontology annotation, cellular component: cytoplasm; nucleus. NCBI's taxonomy places the organism in Eukaryota, Metazoa, Chordata, Mammalia, Rodentia, Cricetidae. Bases 542 to 1879 code for a protein of 445 amino acids. Gene Ontology annotation, biological process: tRNA wobble uridine modification. The transcript has 6 exons. The record is from RefSeq and is a predicted model, not a curated record. Gene Ontology annotation, molecular function: S-adenosylmethionine-dependent methyltransferase activity; tRNA binding.